AGUAAUAAAAAAGAGUAUUCACUGUUCAACACUCAUAUUCCCGUCCCUCUCUAAAACCCUUGAACCCUAACCCCCUCCAGAACUCUCUCACAAGUUACACAACUUUGACGACGGCCAUGGCGGAGCUAAAACUCUCGGAGAGCCGAGACCUGACUAAAAUAGAGCGCAUAGGCGCCCACUCUCACAUCCGCGGCCUCGGCCUCGACUCCGCCCUCGAACCCCGCGCCGUCUCCGAGGGCAUGGUCGGCCAGGCGGCGGCUCGCAAGGCCGCCGGCGUUAUCCUCCAGAUGAUCAAGGAAGGCAAGAUCGCCGGCCGCGCCGUCCUCCUCGCCGGCCAGCCCGGUACCGGCAAAACCGCUAUCGCCAUGGGCAUGGCGAAAUCCCUCGGCUUGGAAACCCCGUUCGCCAUGAUCGCCGGCAGCGAGCUCUUCUCCCUUGAGAUGUCGAAGACCGAAGCCCUAAUGCAGGCGUUUCGCAAGGCCAUUGGAGUGAGAAUCAAGGAGGAGACGGAGGUUAUUGAGGGCGAGGUCGUCGAGGUCCAAAUUGACCGUCCGGCGGUGGCCGGAGCGGCGUCGAAGACCGGAAAGCUGACCUUGAAGACGACGGAGAUGGAGACGGUGUACGAUUUGGGGGCGAAGAUGAUCGAGGCCUUGGUGAAGGAGAAGGUGCAGAGCGGAGACGUGAUCGCGAUCGAUAAAGUUUCUGGAAAGAUCACGAAGCUUGGGAGGUCGUUCUCGAGGUCGAGGGACUACGACGCCAUGGGACCGCAGACGAAGUUCGUGCAGUGCCCCGACGGGGAGUUGCAGAAGCGUAAGGAGGUCGUCCACUGCGUCACGCUUCAUGAGAUUGAUGUUAUCAAUAGCAGAACCCAGGGAUUUCUUGCCCUCUUUACUGGCGACACUGGUGAAAUCCGUGCAGAAGUGAGGGAACAGAUAGACACGAAGGUAGCUGAGUGGAGGGAGGAAGGAAAAGCAGAGAUUGUGCCGGGCGUCCUGUUUAUUGACGAGGUGCAUAUGCUUGACAUUGAAUGCUUUUCAUAUUUGAACCGCGCAUUGGAGAAUGAGAUGGCUCCUAUCUUAGUUGUUGCCACCAACAGAGGAAUCACUACAAUCCGAGGCACAACUUACAAAUCCCCACACGGCAUCCCGAUAGAUCUCCUUGAUCGCCUGCUCAUCAUCUCCACUCAACCUUAUACGGAGGACGAAAUUCGCCAGAUUCUGGACAUAAGGUGCCAAGAGGAGGAAGUGGAGAUGUCCGAAGAGGCAAAAAGUUUGUUGACCAAGAUUGGAGUAGACACAUCCUUGAGAUAUGCCAUCAAUCUAAUUACAGCCGGCGCAUUAGCAUGUCAGAGGCGAAAGGGGAAGGUUGUGGAAAUGGAGGACAUUAACCGAGUUUACCAUCUCUUUUUGGAUGUGAAGAGAUCAACGCAAUAUUUGAUGGAGUAUCAGAGUCAGUACAUGUUCAGCGAAGAUGGCAAUGAAGAUGAUGCCACUGCCAUGCAGUCUUGAGAGUUCCUUUUGACUUAAUGUCGCUUGUGGCCAUUCUUGUAUCCUUUCUUAAUGUGCCAUCAGAGGGUAUAUUCGGUGUAUUGUACUUUUUUUUUUUUUUUUUUUAAUUUAUGAGUUUGAGUUACAUCGCUUUGUAGUUUUCUGUGUUUUAGGGAAGACUUGCAGUCUUUUUGCAAAGUUAAGCUGCAGUAAAUUGUUCCUUUGGAAGAUCCAGUAUGAAGUUCUAUUGGGCUCCCUUGUUUCUUCUAAGGUAAUCGCAAUCACUUUUUCACUUUGGAGUGAGUAUUGCUCUUUGUGUGUUUACAAAAUGACUUAACUGCCCUUUUGUGUUUGAUGAGGAAGUGAUAUUGUAGCUGAUUUCGGUCCAAAAAUAUACCUCUUUGCUUUAUAGUGAGAGCAACAUUUGUAACGCUCUGCAACUGGGGUUGUGCUACUAAAUUCGUUAGUUUUGCGCUUUAUAGGGUCAAAUUAUUUGUCUGUCGAUGGAAGGGUCUAG
Morus notabilis is the source of this 2004-nucleotide messenger RNA. Its product is annotated as ruvB-like 2. Gene Ontology annotation, biological process: chromatin remodeling; regulation of transcription by RNA polymerase II; box C/D snoRNP assembly. The record is from RefSeq and is a predicted model, not a curated record. Gene Ontology annotation, molecular function: ATP hydrolysis activity; DNA helicase activity; ATP binding. Bases 117 to 1508 code for a protein of 463 amino acids. NCBI's taxonomy places the organism in Eukaryota, Viridiplantae, Streptophyta, Magnoliopsida, Rosales, Moraceae. Gene Ontology annotation, cellular component: R2TP complex; Swr1 complex; Ino80 complex. The transcript has 2 exons.